AUGCUCAGCAGCAAAGCAGCCGUCAUCCGUAGGAUAUCUAAGACGACUGGAGUGAUGAUCACACAGUAUGUGGUAAACCUGCCAGAGGGAAAAACAACCCCAGAUUUCCAGUGUAUACCAGCUCCAGUAAGCAUCCAGGAAGGAAAAUUAGCUGUUUUUAAGGCGGUGGUAAAGGGGGAUCCAAAACCAGAGGUGUCAUGGAGAAGAGCUAAAGGCCAUACUUUUGACAAAGACAAAUUUCAAAGUAAAUAUGAUGAAUCAACUGGGGAGCACAUAUUAGAGAUUCGCAGAGUGUGUGCUGAUGACACUGACACAUUCAAAUGCUAUGCUGUGAACGAAUAUGGUAAAGCUGUCUGCACGACAACAUUAACUGUGCAUGAUGCUUCAACAAAUCCAUCAGAUUUCAGAAAAUUGCUGAGGAAAAGUAAAGUGGAGAGAGCAGAUGGGGAAACUGAUGAAAGAUUCUGGGAAGCCAUGCUGAAAGCUGACAGGAAAGACUAUGGGCACAUCUGUAGUGAGUUUGGUGUAGACUUGCAUUUGAUUCUCAAAAAACUGGACGAGAAGAAGAAGGAGAGAAUGCAAAAUAAGUGUAAGGAUGGUGUGAUUCCCUAUCAUGAAGACACAACAGAGAAACACAGUUUUAAAAGUGUUGAGAGGAUGAAGGAUUUCAGUAUUAAGGGCCAGAUUCAAAAGGACACAGAGCUGAAUCAGAUGGAUGUCGAAAGGGUCCACCUCCUCCACACAGGGCUGAAUGAGACAGAUGAUGAAGAAGUCAACCUCCUCCCUACAGAGAUUAAAUUGUCAAAUGUGGACUUUGUUAUCAAAAUUCAGGAGAUUAAAGCACAAGAAAGAGAGGACGCCCUCUUUGAGUGUGUCUUGACACACCCACUACCCAGGAUCACAUGGAUGGGCAAGGGCAGCACUCUGGAGGAUGGAGAAAAAUACAGCAUAACCGUGUCAGACCAUAAACUAAUCCAUAGACUGUUGAUCAGAAACUGCAAGCAGUUGGACAAAGGCAUCUAUUCAGCUGUGGCUGGCAUUACAUCCUGCAGUGCCUGGUUGGUUGUGGAAGAUGAGGGUGACCCCACAUCUGCUGGUAAGAAGAAGCCUCGUAAAACUACUUCGGCCAGUGGAGCACAGAUCGAACUUGAGAAAGUGGCCAAACAGCAACAAAUAAAAUACCGAGAGGAGAUGGAGAUGAUUUUAGCAGUCGUAAAAACAAAGCACGAAGCAGGAGAACUCAAAGGAGAAAAGACAUUAACCACUGGUGGAAGAGCUGGUGAAAUAACUGCAGUCACCGGACUGGGUGAAAAUGCUGGAGCAGUGAAGGAUGAGCCUGAUGCCAGUGUCCUGUCUAAGCCAACAGAGAGCAAAGAGAAAGCAAAGCUUAAAAACUCAAGAGGAGAUGGCACAGUUUCAAAAUUAGAUGUUUCAGGGUGUGUAACAAAAACAGAAGUGCAAGUGAUAGCAGAUGACUCCAAGAACAAGAAACACACCAAAUCUGGACAAGUGGAUUUUGACAAGGUAACAGAUCCAAAUGAACCAGCAAGUAACAAUGAAGCAAGGGACCGUGAAGCAAGGGACAGUGAAGGAAAUGAGGACUCUACUGUCCAGGUCACAAGUUGUUCAAAGCAAAGCCAGCAGCCACAGGAAGCAGUCAAUGAUCCAGAAGUCCAAUUCAUAUGUGGAUUGUGUGAUGUCAAUGCUAUCAUCAAUGAGACAGCUGAAUUAACAUGCAAGCUCAGCAGGGAAGACUGUGAAGGAGCUUGGUUCAGAGACGGCAAAAAGAUAUCGCCAGAUGACAAUUUCACUAUCACUAAAGAUGGUGCAAUCCAUAGAUUAGCCAUAAUCAGGUGCACUGAAGAGCACUCUGGGAAAUAUCGUUUUGAAGCAGAUGGUCGUAAAACAGAGGCGAUGAUCAACGUCAAAGAUCCCCCUAGGUUUGACCCUGAAGAUCUCAGUGCAUUCACUGAACCUGUUACAGUUAAAGUUGGGCACAACGCCAUCUUUAAACUGCAUUUUGUUGGCCAUGAACCCAUAAAGAUUCAGUGGUACAGAGAGGGAGAAGAACUCCACGAUGACAGCAACACACGGAUAGAGAAAUCUGCAAAUCACAGCCGCUUGCUCCUUAGCAGGUGCCAGAGGAAGGACACAGGAGAGAUCAAGAUCAAGCUCAAGAAUGAACACGGAUUCACUGAGGCAAUUUCACAGCUAAUUGUGCUUGACAAACCCACUUCACCCCUGGGUCCUGCAGAAGUAACAGAGAGCUCAGCUACAUGUAUUGAAUUUAGGUGGAGGCCUCCAAAGGAUGAUGGUGGCUCACCAGUGAUAAACUACAUAAUAGAGCGUCAGCAAGUGGGACGAAACACCUGGAAGAAAAUAGGUGAAAUCCCAGGUGUGCCCAGUUACCGGGAUACAGACGUGGACCGUGGCCGGAAAUAUUGUUACCGUAUCCGAGCAGUGACUGUGGAGGGUACAAGUGAAGUGAUGGAGACUGAUGACAUGCAAGCUGGCACCCUAGCUUUUCCUGGCCCUCCAGCUCCCCCAGAGGUGAGCAGCGCCUAUGACGACUGCAUUAACCUUUCCUGGGCUCCCCCAAGUAAAACAGGAGGUUCACGUAUCCUGGGCUAUAUUUUGGAGAGACGAAAAAAGGGGAGUAAUCUCUGGACUGUUGUCAAUGCCAUGGAUGAGCCAAUAAAAGAGAAAAAAUAUGCAGUGAAGGAUGUUGUGGCAGGUAUGGCAUAUGAAUUCAGAGUUACUGCCAUAAACCUCUCAGGAGCUGGUGAAUUCAGUGACCCCUCAGAGUUUGUUUUUGCGCGGGAUCCCAAGAAGCCUCCUGGUAAAGUUACAGGCCUGAAGCUCACAGAAACUUCUUACACCCACUUGGUCCUGACUUGGACGAAACCUGAGGACAAACCAGGGGUACAGGAUGAAGCAAAGGGAUAUUUUGUUGAAAUUCGGCAGGCAGAUUGUAUUGACUGGUCCCGCUGUAACAGCACUCCCAUUAUUAUGACGUCCUUCAGUGUGAAAGGCCUUAAGUCCAUGAACAUGUACUGGGUGAGAGUGAUUGCGACUAAUGAUGGAGGAGAGAGCGCACCUGAGGAGCUGGCCAACUAUGUCCUUGCUAUGCCCUCACCUGUGAGGCCAAAGUUCACAAACCACAGGAUGAAGAGUUUUAUGGUGGUGAGGGCAGGAAACUCUGUCAGGAUCACAGUAAAUUUUGAGGCCUCCCCACGGCCAGAUAUUAUGUGGCUAAAGGACAAUGUGCCAGUGACAAAGCAAGCUACAAUAAGUAACUCUGAUGGCUCAUCCCAGCUGCUGAUCCCCUCCUCUGAGCGCUCUGAUUCUGGCAUCUACUCUAUUCUGGUGAAAAAUCUUGCAGGUCAAGAGACAUUCAGUACAGAGGUCAGGGUCACAGAUGAUCCAAAGCCUCCUGGACCGGUAGAACUGGAGGAAAACGUGCCUGGCACAGUGACAGUGAUCUGGGAACCUUCUCCUGAUGAGAAGCGUGAUGACCACCUCCACUACAUAGUGUCCAAACUGGACUCUACUAAACGUACAUGGACCACAGUGGCUGACAGGCUCUUCAAUAAUAAGUUCACAGUCUGCAAUAUCAUGCACGGGAGGGAAUACCAUUUCAGGAUCUAUGCCAAAAAUGACAUUGGCAUAUCUGCACCCUCGGAGUCACCGACCUGGGGGAUGGAGAAGAAGAAAGAAAAGUUUGCGGUAAAUGUACCGAAUGGAAAGGACUGUGAUUUGCGAUGUGCUCCAACUUUCAUUGUACCUCUGAAGCUUCACACUGCACCCAAAGGCUAUGAAUGCUAUAUGAGCUGUGCAGUGAAGGGAAAUCCCAAACCUCGUAUCACGUGGUAUCGAAAUCACAUCAGUCUCAACACUAAUACCAACUAUUACAUCUCCAACACCUUCGGAGUUUGCUCCAUGUUAAUCCUCCACGUGGGCCCCAAAGACAUGGGAGACUACACCAUCACUGCAGAGAACGCCCUGGGACGGGCUGAAUGCUCCACCGUCCUCAGCGUCAGAGGUGAGAAACAAACACACCUGCAUUUUAAGGAUGGGUGAGAAAAAAAGCAUACAAAUGAUGUUAAAUCAUUUUUUCUCUAUUCCAUAUAGAGUGA
Messenger RNA from Seriola aureovittata, 4136 nucleotides. RefSeq names its product immunoglobulin-like and fibronectin type III domain-containing protein 1. Gene Ontology annotation, molecular function: protein binding. The transcript has 21 exons. NCBI's taxonomy places the organism in Eukaryota, Metazoa, Chordata, Actinopteri, Carangiformes, Carangidae. The record is from RefSeq and is a predicted model, not a curated record. The coding region runs from base 1 to 4080 and encodes 1359 amino acids.